AUGCGAGGCGAGGCAGUAUCAGACCCUGGAUCGACGCUGUCAGGCCUUGUCUUUGCUUCACAUCUUCUCCGGUCAAAUGGUCGACUUCAUCCAGGCCUCUCCCAAACUCAGACUCCGAUCGCUGGCACCCGCAGAGCUGCGACAAGAUCGGAUGAUUUCUUUGCGAUGACUGACUGCAGCGAUGCAAGCGACCGGAUUCCGGCGCUGCCUGCUGAGCUCCUUGCGAGGGUCAUAGCGAGCCUCGUACCGGCUGUAGAUCGGAACGCGUCUACGUUGCCGCAUCCGCAUGGACCACAUCUCGAUUACACGCCGGCACUUCCGCGCUCGCCGAACGGCGACCUCCUCUCAGUUGCACUGUCUAGCCAGCUACUUCAUGACCUGGCCAGUCACGCCCUAUACCGGACCCCGCUUCUUCGCACGCUCAAGUCGCUCAAUCUUUUGGCAGCAACUAUUGCCGCCGAGGUCAAGAAGCAGAACGGCGCGUCUUCCACCAAUCACAGCGGCGAAAGCAGCCGUGCAACCCAUAUCCGCUCGAUACAUUUGCCGCCAGGUGACGGUCUUCUGCAGCCUGGCGACACCCUAGCUGAUCAAACGUGCUACGUGGAAAGCCUUCGCAUCCUUUUCGACAAUGCGAGCCGACUAGAUUUUGUUUCACUCGAUCACCGUCAAGCCGGAGCAGCACUGCUCGAAUUCCUUCGACCCUCGACGGUAUGUCGACCACGCCGGAUCACCCUAUCCAACCUGUCGUUCUCUGCGCCGCCGUUCUCAACAACGAAAUCGCUAGCCCCUUUGUCGAAGCUCACCCACUUGCAUCUGAUCAAGAUCGUGCCUCCGCCAGCAUUGAUAUCCUUCCUCGUUGGUGAACAGAUCAACGCCGACGAACAGGGCAAUGUACCCCGAAGCAUCAAAGCAGGUCUUUCGCCGCGAAAGACACUCGAAUGUUUGCGGCUGUCGCUGCUGCCGCCGGAUGCGUUGGUCGACUUUGAAGCCUACAUCGCAUGGAGAAAGGCGUGGAAGGUGUACGAGAAGCUUUCAGCCCAAGAACAGGCACGUGAGCCUGCACCGCGCGCACCUCGCGGACCCGCGAGGAGGUUCGCCGUACAGGAAGCGUUGUACGACCUUGCAGUCCAUUCGUCAUGUCUGCCGAGGUUGAGGCUGCUUUUGCUGGAGCUGAGUCCGUUGGGUCCUCUGCCAUCGCCAAUGGAGGAAGAGAGGGAGAUGAUCGCAUCGCGGAGUGGGAGUACAGCGUCCUCGUUGCGGCAGUCACAAUCUAUGGAUGCAAGAGCGACGCGCUCUGAUGCAAGUCAUUUUCACGACGCAGUUGGCAGCUCUCGACGAGCAGCAGCACGGAACGCAUUCCCGAGCGUACCAGCCAAUGGACACUCUGAUGGCGGCUUGGUACAAUAUCCAGAACAGGCGGGCAGCGCCAGCAAUGGGCGCGGUCCACACAUUGACCAAAUUGGACACGCAGAAUCAUUUGGAGCGACGCCCGAAGAGCUGCGGAUAGGUGACCGUGACGACUACUGGCGUUCCAUCGAAAGUGGCCAAGCAGCGCUGGUCGAUCUUUGGUCUGCGUCGCGACGAUCCACUGACAGCGAAACACAGAUCGAAUCGUCUCCGGAGAUCCGUGUGGUUGCGGCUAGGCCGAAUGGCCACGACCGACGCGAGGGCUUCCAAGACUUUUUCUGUCAAGCGCAACAUGAUGCUGCCACCGUCACAGCUCCUGUCUCCGCCCAUCAACGGUAUCACACCUCUGCUUCGGAGGCUCCGACUGAAAGAGGGAGCAGAGACCGAGAAGUGGCUAGCGAGGUCGGAUGCUGGGCAGAUCCCGACAUUUUCUCCCUCGUCAGCACUGUGCCGUAUCUCUCCUUCAAGUCGGUCGGCGAACCCGACCAAGGCUGGUACUGGACAGGCGAGCUGCCUCGCGAGACCCAACAGCCGUCACGGCUUGUCAUUCCGUCACUCGUCAAGCGAUCAUGA
Molecule: messenger RNA, 1980 nt
Organism: Pseudozyma hubeiensis SY62
Lineage: Eukaryota; Fungi; Basidiomycota; Ustilaginomycetes; Ustilaginales; Ustilaginaceae
Exons: 1
Coding region: 1-1980 (659 amino acids)
Source: RefSeq, a predicted model, not a curated record